AUGUCCAAGGCAACGCUCGAGCCCUUCCUCCUCUGCCGCGGCGACACCUUCAAGGUGAAGGACGAGCUGAAGGGCAUCGCCGGCGCCGCCUGGAGCAAGCCGCUCGGCGGCUGGCUGAUUCCCGCUGACCGGCGCGACGAGGUUGCCGCGGUGCUCGACAAGGCGGGCAUCGCGCACAGCGCCGAGGCGCCCGGCACCGGCGCCGAGGCCGCUGCGGCAGCGACCACUGCCGUAGUCGAGGCCUCCUGCUCCGCUGCCGCUGGCGCAGUGCUCACGGUCUCGCCGCACAAGAAGGCCGUCCUCGUGACGGGCGAGACGCAGAAGGUCAAGGAGCUGCUCAAGGCGCUCAAGGGAAGCUGGAACAAGGGCCUCGGCGGCUGGUGCUUUCCGGGCUCGCAGCGCGCGGCGGUGCUGGCCGCGCUGCGCAAGGCGAGAUCACCCGAGAUACCCGAGGACCCGACCAACACCGUGACGGAGGGCGAGGCGGCGGCACAGCCGCCUGCGAAGCGGCAGAAGGGAAGCGCCGCCUCCGAGGGUGGCUUCAUCAACGACGACGACAGCGAGUGA
Emiliania huxleyi CCMP1516 is the source of this 567-nucleotide messenger RNA. RefSeq lists its product as hypothetical. Lineage: Eukaryota; Haptophyta; Isochrysidales; Noelaerhabdaceae. The record is from RefSeq and is a predicted model, not a curated record. The transcript has 2 exons. The coding region runs from base 1 to 567 and encodes 188 amino acids.